This is a messenger RNA of Nymphalis io (European peacock), 906 nucleotides long. RefSeq lists its product as uncharacterized. Bases 154 to 819 code for a protein of 221 amino acids. Lineage: Eukaryota; Metazoa; Arthropoda; Insecta; Lepidoptera; Nymphalidae. The record is from RefSeq and is a predicted model, not a curated record. The transcript has 5 exons.
AUCUUCCCUCUUUGAAGAAAUUAUAUUACAGGUCAAAUUUUUGGUUUCUAAAGCCGUUUUAAAUUAUGUAGGGUGUCAAUUAGCAAAAUUAAUUAUUUUAAACUUAAAAAAUAUUAAUGUUAUAAGCUAAGCUUUCAGUUUAAUUAAACGAUAAUGGAUUUUAAUACAACGACGAAUAAUGAUUAUAAUUGGCCAUUUCCAAAACCAAUUGUGGGAAAACCAUGCCAGCCACCAGUACCCAAUGCAGCACAGACUAUCCGGCCAGCUCCAGUCGCUCCGUACUGCCAUUGUGACGCGCAUUCCUAUUCACCUCGGGUUGAACAAUACAAACAACUGCUAGAUAAAGAGCAGAAGUUGUGUCAAGAUUAUGAACAGUUGCGGAAACAGAUGGUAGAUGUAACUAAUGAUAUACUGGAUCAUCCGUGUGACGAUCUUGAUAGCAAGAUGAUGACUAUGUACCAAGCUACGUAUAAAAAGAGAUCAUUCCCAGUGAUUGAUUACCGUAAAAUAAUGGCGGCGUCGCAAUCAAGUGCUCCAAUACCUGUCGAGAGCCAUAAGUUAGGUCUAUUACGCUGCUACAAAGAUCCAACUCACUUCUCGGAACUGCCACCCACAGUUCGUCCGACCAUCAACCCCCCAGGGGCCGUUCACACAGGCGUGUCUCCUAUGUCUGUCCAAAGAUGGUUUACGGAGUUCCCCGGUAGGACGGAAUAUAUGGAUACGUAUAGCUCAUCAGCGAAGGCUUGUUGGAGAUCUAUGCAGAGGUUCAAAGAGCCAAUGCCUUCGACUAGGAGAAGGGCAGAUGAUAGGUGUGUUUAGACCUGGGAUUUUUUCCAUCUAUAUAAUCGAAGGUCUAAUUCGGUUUUGUUCAAUUUUACAAUGUGAUUGUGGAAUUUUAAUAAAAAA